GUAUAAUAAAAAUGAAGAAGAUUAUUGCUCUUCUAAUUCUUGCACUCGUUUUUAGUGCAGGAAAUAGUACAGAUCCGAUAACAGCUUUAAGAGAAAGGUCCAAAGAUGGACACUCUUUGUUUGGGUUUGAGAGACAACUAGGAUCUCUUUGGCAAAACUCUGUAACGUGAGGUGUCUGCCACGCAGGUUUGAAUGUUAUGGAUUAUAUUAUGGGCAGUAAAAUUGUGAGAAAAUCCUUGGAGACUACAGUGUCUUUGAUCUGCUCCAUAUUCUCUGAGUAUGAAGUAUGCCAUGGAGCUAUUACUGAGAUGGGUGAUGUAAUCUGGCCACAGAUUUUCAGCUUCUUAUUUGGAGCCAAAUACAGUUGAUCCAGAUUCGCUGGGGUAUGAGCUAGUCCAAAAUAUAUCACAUUAGACCCUCAAAAUUAUAUCGAUAGGGUACUUUCUGACAAACCAGAAUUUUUGAAUGAUAAUAAUUAUGUUGACCUUCAAUACCAGAAAAUAGCUCAAGAUAAGAAGCCAAGAAAAAUAGUGAAAGUUAUGCAUAUUUCAGAUGUCCAUCUUGAUUUCAAUUAUUUAGAAGGAACAAAUGCUCAAUGUAAUGAACCUUUGUGCUGCAGAGCUUCAAGUGGAAAACCAAAGAACCCAGAGGACGCUGCAGGUAAAUUUGGAAGUCUUGCUGAUUGUGAUCUUCCUCCAAUCACAGGAGAGAUGGUAUUCGACUUUGUUAAGAGUCUUGAUGAAAAGCCUGAUGUUCUAUUUUGGACUGGUGACAACGUUGCACAUGACAUCUGGAAUCAAACUUCUCAUGAAAAUUCUGAUUAUACAGUAAAGAUUAGUGAGUGGCUCCAAGAGCAUCUAGGAGAUAUCCCUGUAUACCCUACUCCUGGAAACCACGAGUUCUUCCCAGUUAAUGCAAUGAGCUUUGAUGAGAAAGACGAUGUCAUUGAACAACUUUCUAAAGUCUGGAAAAGAUGGCUAGAUGAUGAUGCUUUUGAAUUAUUUAAAAAGUAUGGUUACUAUUCAAUGCCAUUAAGAGGAGAAACAGAAACAUGGGAUGGCUUCAGAGUCAUUGCUUUAAAUACUGAGACAUGCAAUCACCAAAACUGGUAUCUAUUCAGUCAACUCAAUGAUCCUGGAGAUAUGCUUGCAUGGGUUGAGGAGGAGUUCAAAAAGCUCGAGCAAAGUGGAGAAAAAGCUUUUGUCAUUGGACAUGUUAAACCAGGAGAAGACGCUUGUUUGUAUGAGUGGUCGAUGAGAUACAGAGCUUUAGCUGAAAGAUACCAACAUGUAAUCGUUGCUAAUCUAUUCGGACAUACUCAUACGGAAGAUAUCAAUUUAUUCUCAGAUAGUACUAAUGAAAAUAUCACACACAUGGUGUUUACACCUGGUAGCUUGACAACAUACAGUGAUCAUAAUCCUCAAUUCAGAAUAUAUGAUAUUGAUUAUGCCACUGGUUACCCUGUAAGGGCACACAAAUAUUUCUUCAACAUUACACAAGGUAACCUUGGAGACCCAAAAUGGGAGAAACAAUAUGAACUGACAGAAGAAUAUGGGCUCGAAGACAUGUCUCCAGCAAGUUUCCUAAAGCUUACAAACAGCUUUAAGGAAGAAGUUGGCCAAGUUACCAAAUAUCUUUGGAACCAGAAUGGAAGAGCUUUCGACAUUUCCAAAUACGACUGCUCAGAUAAUGAAUGCAUGAUGAAAUAUUACUGCAUGAUUAGAAACAUAAUCUAUCUGGAAUCUAAGGAUUGCUUGGGCAAGAAGAGACUAGACUUCAUCUACGACCUAGAGAAAUCUCUCUACGAAUGGUUCUUUGGCCCAUGGGUCGAAAAGAUUGAAUAA
Moneuplotes crassus is the source of this 1844-nucleotide messenger RNA. The record is from the annotation of a GenBank genome assembly. NCBI's taxonomy places the organism in Eukaryota, Ciliophora, Spirotrichea, Euplotida, Euplotidae.